UGUAGUGUAGCAGAAAGUAGCAUUUCUUUGGAUAUUUCUGUCACACUCUUGGCUCUGGGUACGUCAAAGUGAUCCUCCCUUUAAUAUCAAUCUGUGUUUAGAAAGUGGACCAGUCGAGAAGUUCGAUGAUAUGCAAAUUCUUAUCCCGCGGCAAUUGAAAUGGUGGCCAAGAAAUUGGAAAUUAAUAGUUCGAAAACCGUUGAUAACUCAAUGCUUAGAACUGACAAAGACUAGAAAAUCACAAAAUCGCCUAAUAGAAUAUCGACAGGGUCAUUAAAGUGUUGGUCAAAUGUGACUCAUAAAGCAAGUACACAAAGUAAAUGAUUAUCAACCAAAUUUGUAAAACCCUCGUACAUUUUACAGUUAGUUUCAUCAUUUGGUAUGAUUUUGCUCUUCAGCUGGUGUGUCAUGAACAUGCUGAGUCUACCUUUACCUGAGCCGAGUUUUGUCUGUGUUGAUGAUGUCUCACGGAUAUGUACGUGACUUGUGUUGGAGCUUAAUAUCGAGUGAGUAUGUCAAGUACUUCAGUUGUGUGGACAUUUGUGAUAGUGUGUUGUGUUGUCGCCAAGGUCAAGUCGUUUGAUCUAACGUUCGUUCAAAGACCAUGGGUGCUAACUGCGAACAAGUGUGCCAAAGAUUCAACUAUAUUGAAUCUGAUCCAUUCACAUGCAAAGAGGAGGGAGUUUCGUGAUGCCAUCCGAGAGACUUGGGCUAAUCAGCCAAACUUUUUAACUGUUUUCGUUUUGGCCAGAAGUGGCAGUGACGAGCUGGAGGAAUCGACAAAAGCUGAAAGCGAACAAUUUGGUGACAUCUUAAAAUUAGAUUUUUUAGAUUCCUACAAGAACCUCACGUUCAAACACGCCUCAGCCUAUCGAUGGGCCAUCGAAAACUGUCCCGACGUCCAGUACAUCUUAAAAGCUGACGAUGAUACUUUUGUCGACACCUUACAUUUGCCAAGAUAUAUUCAAGCGUUUGAUAUGCUUCCAAGCACUUCGUUCAUUCUAUGCUAUGUUCAAACCACGGAGAACCCCAUCAGGAAUCCUAAAGGCAAAAACUCAAAGUGGUUCCUAGACUUAAAUGAGUAUCCGAGGGAUGAUUUCCCCAAUUUUUGUGCCGGAGCCGCUUACCUCACAACUCUUGGUGCGAUCAAGUUGAUCUAUGAGCAGUUGUCCGACACUCCAUUUCUUUUCAUAGAUGAUGUCCUCCUGACCGGCUUGGUUGUUGAAAACUUGCCAAGCAUUAUACAUUUGGAUUGGAAAGAGGCCUUCUUAUCGAGGCAUGAGAGCGAUCGUAAAGACCUUUUGGAUCCAAAAGUUGGGUUUUAUUCGCCCCUAUUUAUGGUCGCCAUGGACUUAAAACCGGUUGAAAUGAGAAUCAUUAUGCAGAAAGCCCAGCUAUGUGCUAGUAGGCAAGCAGAGUGCUACGAUUUAAUUCAUAAAAGCUCCGAGCUUCAGCAAUUCAGACCACCAAUCAUUCCAAGAAAAAAUUCAUGGAGACACAUUGAGUUGUGACAAAAGACUCACAAGGAUAAAUGAAGCAUUCCUAAUAUUUGCCAAAACAAAUUGCCUGGAACUUGACCUGCGAUUGCCAAUUAUCACGACCGCAGAUAUCCUCAGAAACCCCUCGUCCUCGAUAAGCACUUAAAAACCUAGGACUUUCAACGCAACUCUUAUUCUGUACACACUGGUCAGGAAGGAAGAGGAGCGACAGGUAUAAGCUCAAAUUGCCUCUUUAUUGACAAAUCAAAAUAUUGUAAAACUGCGGAUUAGUGACGAAAAAUACAGCACCUGUGUGUGAUGGAGAGUUAAGUAUUAAAAGUCGGGCAUUAGUUCGUAAAUUUGACCUCAUUUCAUUGACACUUUUCUACAUCAAUGCUAUCUGAUUGUCAUAAUGAAAUAUAUCAACAGAAAGAGACGGAACCGAUCUGACCUUGAAUUGGCAGUGUUUGCGUUGAUAUUACUGUCUCUCACAAGUUAAGGUGUUCACAA
Tigriopus californicus is the source of this 1988-nucleotide messenger RNA. RefSeq names its product beta-1,3-galactosyltransferase 5-like. The record is from RefSeq and is a predicted model, not a curated record. The transcript has a single exon. Gene Ontology annotation, cellular component: membrane. Lineage: Eukaryota; Metazoa; Arthropoda; Copepoda; Harpacticoida; Harpacticidae. The coding region runs from base 513 to 1511 and encodes 332 amino acids. Gene Ontology annotation, molecular function: hexosyltransferase activity.